Molecule: messenger RNA, 2070 nt
Organism: Nematolebias whitei (Rio pearlfish)
Lineage: Eukaryota; Metazoa; Chordata; Actinopteri; Cyprinodontiformes; Rivulidae
Gene: stmn4
Product: stathmin-like 4
Exons: 6
Coding region: 150-716 (188 amino acids)
Biological process (GO): neuron projection development; microtubule depolymerization; regulation of microtubule polymerization or depolymerization
Cellular component (GO): cytoplasm; neuron projection
Molecular function (GO): tubulin binding
Source: RefSeq, a predicted model, not a curated record
GUUGCUGAUGCUGUUGCCCGGCGCCAGCAUCCACACAGCCAGACGGGGGUGAGCACUGUGAGCCGUCCGCGCCAGCAGCAGAGACGACAGAACGGGGGGAGAAAGAAGGAUCUUCAGCAUCCCUGGAGACUUACAGACGCAGUGAGAAGAUGACUCUGGCAGCCUAUAAAGAAAAGGUGAAAGAACUCCCCCUGGUGUCUCUGUUCUGCUCCUGCCUGAGGCCACAAGCUGCAGAAAAAGCUACUUACAAAGUAGAAGAUGCUGUGGACCUGGGUUGGUGCGCCAUCAAAGACGUGGAGGUGAUCGAGAUAAACAAGCGGACAUCGGGCCAGGCCUUUGAGGUCAUCCUCAAGCCCCCUUCCUUUGAUGGCGUGCCAGAACUCAACACCACCAUGCCACAGCGCCGCGACCCAUCCCUGGAGGAGAUCCAAAAGAAGCUGGAGGCUGCCGAGGAGAGACGGAAGUGUCAAGAGGCUGAACUGCUGAAGCACUUGGCUGAGAAGAGGGAACAUGAGCGUGAAGUGAUCCAGAAGGCUUUUGAAGAGAACAACAACUUCAUCAAGAACGCCAAGGAGAAGCUGGAGCAGAAGAUGGAGGCCAACAAAGAAAACAGGGAGGCCCUUCUUGCUGCGAUGCUGGAGAGGCUGCAGGAGAAGGAUAAACAUGCAGAGGAAGUGAGAAAGAACAAGGAGAUGAAAGAAGAGGCCUGUCGAUAGAUGAGUGAAGCUGCCGAGCCCAUCCAAUGCUUCAGACGUUCCUUUGUGUCUGUGUUAAAGGGGACAAUUUUAAAUUAUUUCAAAACAGUGCAAAAAAUAAAGGACUUCAUAAGAGCAACUUGAAUGAGUUUAGAAGUCAUGUGAAAUUGUAAUGUAACAAUUAACAAGCUCCAAAUGAUCCUGACCAAGCUGUACAAAGUUUAGGCAACGCUCGAUGUUGAAAUAUCAUUUUUGCUUCUAAAAGAAACCAGAUGAGGUUAUGGUGCUGGCGGUGAGACCACAUCAGCAUUUACACUUCAAACGUUUGACAGCUUUCAUUUGAUUUUCUUGUAGCAGGACUCAGUGAAAAACUAAACUAUAGUGGUCUCUUUUCUUUACUCAGAAAAUAAAUAAACUGAGUCAGCUUCUUAUCAUAACCAAGCUGUGUUGUUUUGCUGUAGACAAACAGGCAAAUCAGACUGAAAGUGUUCAGCUGUAAUUAAAACUGCUGACUAGUAAAACAUGGAAAAGCAAAUCAUGCAUUUCUGAAACCACCCUGGGUCCAGCUAAAACCCAACAGCUGGUCCAUUUGGGUGUCAGUUUUAUUGAAAAAGUUAACUGUGCGUGUGUGUGAGGAGGUAAAGAGGAAAAAAAUUGUAAAAUGUGUGUUUUUGCUUUUCAUUCCCAGACUCUUAGCUGUAGUGUAGUUCAGUGAUGUGCAUUUCUUUCAGAGCACCGUUUGCACUCUUUGUUUCAUUAAGCACAACUCUAAAGCACAUCUAGUAACGAAGAGGAUCAGGGCCACGGUGCAACCCCCAGAUUAAAGUCAGAAUUCAUCUAUCUAAUUCUGACUUUUUCUCAGAAUCAAGAAAAAGAAAUUGCACGGUGGCCCUGAUCCUAUUCCGUACAUAUAGUAACAGUUCCCACACGAUAAAACAGCAUUAACACCAGGAAGCGGCGGUCCAGGACUGGAUAACGUGCACUCUGUUUGCCUUGGAGUAGCGCUCUGAUUGUUCAUCAUCCUAACUGAAAUAAAAAUUAAAAAGGAUGAAAUGUGCCCGAGCAGUCGAGUCAUACGGACUUCACGUUGACGACUGAAACAUUCCUGGGAUUAACAUGGGCUUUGUACUUGCUGUACCAACAUGUUGCUGUUUAUCUUCAAGGUCUGACUGAUUGUAUUUACAGUAUUUGGCAUGAUCAGUAAAAGUUUUUAACUGAAUUCAGUUUACUGUAGUCAUUUUCAGACCAACUAUACAGUAGUUCAUUGGCUUUGAAUGAACUUUUCAGUGUGAUGAGCACAGAAAAAUGUCUAAAAAAUAGAAAGCAUGUGAUGAGAUAAGCAUAAAGUAUAAAAGCAACAAAGCACAGCAGGAAU